CUUGCCCCUCGUAUUUAAAGGGAAGAAAAACUACGGUAAUGUCUAAGAUCAAGAAAGGGCAAAGAAAUUGAAGGUCAUGAUCUACUCAGUUCUCUUGGUCGGCCUCAGCCUUGCCUCCCAAGCCCCAGCAACAUGCACUCGAGCAACGCUCCAAGCUGCCGCCGGCGCAUACGCAAAAGGCGUUCUCUCCCAAGCAGUCACGAUUGAUCUUAGUCGCAGUCUCAUCGACACGACGCACAAUAAGAAGCCGUAUGCCAUCCAUACACGCAUGCUCUUCUCCGCCGACGGCUCCCAGAUCACGGGUAUCCAAACUGUUCUCGCGAAGGAGGGGGAUUGGGCGUUCAAUGCUGCUGGGCAACUCAAGUGCAAACGCGACACCUACGCCGUGACCAAACCAGCAUGGGACGCGUACCUAGACUCCUGGGGCGACAGCACCGUCAAGGCUCCCUACGGCGUACCCUGCGCGCGUCUCGAAGGCGGCUCAUACGCCGGCACCGCGACCGGGACAAUCAAUACGUGGAAGAUGCCGCAGUUCCCUGAGACUUUCCAUGCGGGCAAUCGGAGGUAUGUGGUUGGUGAGGAACUAGGCGGCGUGGAUAUCUUUAUUGAUUUCCUUUUAUUGAUAAAGCCGAAUGAGACCCCGAGUUUGUGUGGAGGGGGGAAUGAUCAGGUAUAUUCAUGAGGUUACUGUUUAUAGUGAGAAGAAUUGUGGGAGGUAGGGGCCCGGGUGAGAGAGAGAUAGGGGGCAGGUAAGGGGGUGGUUGGCGCGUGCUGGAGAGUUUCACUUUGCCCGUGUGUACUGAGGAAUG
Molecule: messenger RNA, 809 nt
Organism: Hyaloscypha bicolor E
Lineage: Eukaryota; Fungi; Ascomycota; Leotiomycetes; Helotiales; Hyaloscyphaceae
Exons: 4
Coding region: 77-682 (201 amino acids)
Source: RefSeq, a predicted model, not a curated record